Nomia melanderi (Alkali bee) is the source of this 2834-nucleotide messenger RNA. RefSeq names its product Protein kinase C (gene Pkc98E). Gene Ontology annotation, molecular function: diacylglycerol-dependent serine/threonine kinase activity; ATP binding. The record is from RefSeq and is a predicted model, not a curated record. NCBI's taxonomy places the organism in Eukaryota, Metazoa, Arthropoda, Insecta, Hymenoptera, Halictidae. Gene Ontology annotation, biological process: protein phosphorylation.
GUGUGCGCGCGCGUGUGUGUGUAUAUCCGGUACACGAUGUUCACGGGAACGCUGAAAAUCGAGAUCUGCGAGGCGGUCAGGCUUAAGGCCACGGACAAGCAACGCAAGUUCUGGCACACCGAUGAACCCAUACUCGACCCCUACGUUCAGAUGAACGUCGACGAGUUCCAUCUCAAUCGAUCAACCACCAAGCCCAAAACCUUCAACCCGGUCUGGAACGAGUCGUUCACGUACGAAGUCACGAACGCAGUGACGCUGGGCCUCACUGUUUUCCAUGACUCGGGGAUCCUGUCGGAUUACUUUGUCGCCAACUGCAGUAUACCCUUCUCGGCGCUUGUCAACAGGAACGACGAGACUUCCGAUUUUUGGGUUGACCUUGAGCCUAAAGGAAAAUUAAGAGUUAAGAUUGAUCUGACAUGGAAGAAUCAAGAUCAGCAAUCAGGCGGUGGUACAAGCAAUGGAGAAGGAAUCAGGAGCAGAGAUGGUGGGACCAUCAAUACCAGGAAGGAAUCCCAAAGAGAAUUCAAAGAACGACAAGGGAUCAAUCGGAGAAGGGGGGCAAUGCGACGUAGGGUUCAUCAAAUAAAUGGUCACAAGUUCAUGGCUACCUUUCUGAAGCAACCGUCUUUCUGUGCUCACUGCCAAAAAUUCAUAUGGGGCUUGGGAAUGCAAGGCUAUCAGUGUCAAGUUUGCACAUUAGUAGUUCACAAAAAAUGUCACAAAUUGGUUAUUACAAGAUGCCACGGCAUGAAAGACAAGUCGACCAACGAUACAGAAAAUCAGCGGUUCAAUAUAGACGUGCCACAUCGUUUCGUUGUUCGCAAUUUCAUGAGCUUUACAUUUUGUGACCAUUGUGGCACGCUUUUAUAUGGAUUAACGAAGCAGGGCUACAAUUGUGAAGAUUGUAACAUGAAUGUUCACAAAAAAUGUCUGAAAAAUGUAGCAAACAAUUGUGGCGUGAACAUGCAAGCCAUGUCCGAGGUUUUAAGUAAAAUGAAUAUAUCAUUUGAUAAACAUGUAAAAGCUCCAAAGAUUAAUUAUAGAACAACACCGGAUCAGUCUAGCCAUAAGCCUCCACUAGCUCCCGUAAGCGACGCGUUACAAGCGGAAGCGAUUAAAAAGGCAGACGAGCAACCACUUAUUCCCACUGAGAACGCAGUACCUGUUAGUGAAAGUCAAGUUAGAAAACUUGGUAUCGAAGAUUUUAAUUUUAUCAAAGUUCUUGGUAAAGGUAGUUUCGGGAAAGUGAUGUUGGUAGAACGAAAAGCCAAUCCGGAUGAAAUUUACGCAGUGAAAAUCCUAAGAAAGGAAGUGAUCAUACAAGACGACGACGUGGAUUGCACAAUGGCAGAAAAGCGGAUUUUAACACUGGCAGCAAGACAUCCAUUCCUCACGGCUAUCCACAGUUGUUUCCAGACAAACGAUCGGUUGUUUUUCGUUAUGGAGUUUGUAAAUGGAGGUGACUUAAUGUUUCACAUUCAAAAAGCACGGAAAUUCGACGAGGUCAGAGCACGUUUCUAUGCCGCAGAAGUGACACUGGCAUUGCAAUUUCUUCACAAACAUCAUGUGAUUUAUCGGGAUUUGAAACUAGACAAUAUUUUAUUGGAUCAAGAGGGUCAUUGCAAACUGGCUGACUUCGGAAUGUGCAAGGAAGGCAUUAUCGAAGGGAAAACAACUACAGCGACGUUCUGUGGUACACCCGAUUACAUUGCACCGGAGAUACUCCGAGAAUUAUCUUAUGGUGCGAGUGUCGAUUGGUGGGCGCUCGGUGUAUUAAUGUACGAGAUGAUGGUGGGUCAGCCGCCCUUCGAAGCCGAAAACGAGGAUGAACUGUUCCAAUCGAUUUUGAAAGAGAACGUGGUCUAUCCUAAAUGGAUCUCCGAGGAAGCAGUAUCGAUCUUGGUAGGAUUCAUGGCGAAAAAUCCCGAUGAAAGGUUAGGUUGUGUCGCAGCCAAUGGCCGUGAAGAGGCCAUAAAGGCUCAUCCAUUUUUCCAUUCAAUCGAUUGGGAAGCACUCGAGGAGCGUAAAGUAAAGCCUCCCUUCAGACCUAAAAUCAAAAGCGAGAAAGAUACCAUGAACUUCGACGCAGAGUUCACAAAAGAGGACCCAGUGCUGACACCGGAGGAUCCCGAGGAAGUAAACUGCAUCAACCAAGAGGAAUUCGAGGGCUUUUCUUACGUCAAUGAAGACUUCAACCCUGCUAGAUUCGCAGCACAAUAAGGGAACGAUGAUCGAAGCAAGGGGAUACGAUGUUAAUAUCUUAACGCUUCUCGCUUUAAAAAAUUGGCGAAGACGCCAGGUCUGCAAAGCUGAACAUCGGCGUUUAUGAAGCUGCUCGGGGUCUCCUUUGUAUUUCGUCUCCACUGAGGGUCAUUUAAUCUGUUACCAGAAGCUAUCUUCAAGCCGAAAACAAAACGAAAAAAACGAAAAAAGAAAAGAAAAAGAAAAAACAUUGUGAUGAUCGAGAUCGUCGAAGAAUUCGGAAAACUUCAGCCAGGAUUUCGACGCGUCCGUUUCUCGCGAAACAUAGCAUUUUGGUAUGGAUAUAUAUGUAUAUCGUGGCGUUUAUUUAGCAUAAGCAUGAGAACGCGGAUUUGGAUCUGAUUGCAAGUGUCUUAAAGGUAUAGCGACGAAUCACGGGGAUUCCUUUCAUUUCCAUGGAAAACGAUUUCGCGGCGAAGCGUGAUCGAGAGGAAACGCGAAACGAGAGAUUGAACCUGAGACGUUAAUCGAAAACAAUGCACUUUGGCAAACCGAGCGGUCUGGUUAAAGAAAUUAGUACAAAAAGAAAAGAGUGCAAAGAAAGUUGUUCAUUAAUGGAGUUGCAGGAUCGC